AUGGCGUUGGCCCUCAUCCUGGGUUGGUGGCUGGUGGCAAUGAGCAGAGCACGGCAUUUGCUCCGACCCUCCCUGUUGCUGCACCCCCGCCAGGGGGUGUCCCUGGGGGACACUGUCACCCUGCGCUGCCACCUGCCCCGAAUGCCUGCCUGGGUCCAGCUCUGGUUGAAUGGAACUCUCAGAUCUGACAAGCAAAAAGACAAGGAGCAGGAUACAGCUGAGUUCUCCUUUGCUGUCACAAACCUGGAAGAUGCAGGGACAUAUCAGUGUCGGUACCAGGUGUCAGAGCCACUGUGGACAUCAAAUACGAGUGAGCCCGUGGAGCUGGUGCUGACAGGUGCCCAGGGGCGGUCCCAUCGGAACCUGGUGGUGGCGGUGGUGAGGGGCUGUGCUGCUGUCUUCGUCUUCAGCCUGGGCCUCUACUUCGUCCUCGAUGCCCGCAGCCUCUGGACAAGGAGAGAUAAGAGCCCUGGUGAGGAAGUGGUUAAACGGUUUCCAUCCCUUAAAGAUCCUCUCAAGUGCCCUGCCUCCUCUUUCUGUCCUCAGUUGAAUUCCCCAAGUGCCCUUUUCCAUUCCCUACAGAUCCCCCCAGGUGUCCCCUACCUGUUCUUUGAUCCCCUACAGUCUUUAAGGACCACCAAU
This is a messenger RNA of Phasianus colchicus (ring-necked pheasant), 642 nucleotides long. NCBI's taxonomy places the organism in Eukaryota, Metazoa, Chordata, Aves, Galliformes, Phasianidae. The record is from RefSeq and is a predicted model, not a curated record.